Kickxella alabastrina is the source of this 2612-nucleotide messenger RNA. RefSeq lists its product as uncharacterized. The transcript has a single exon. NCBI's taxonomy places the organism in Eukaryota, Fungi, Kickxellomycota, Kickxellomycetes, Kickxellales, Kickxellaceae. The record is from RefSeq and is a predicted model, not a curated record. Gene Ontology annotation, molecular function: protein binding. Bases 186 to 2555 code for a protein of 789 amino acids.
CUUAUUUAUUUAUUUUUCAAAUUUGCAAUACUAAUUGUACAUAUAAAUAUUUCUUUUUCCAAUUUUUAUUACUCAAUAUACACUGCAUUUUUUCUCACUUGGUCGCAACAUUAUCCCUGUAUCCACAACAUAACACGACACAGUGCAAUACAUACACUUACACUCAUACAUUCGCAUUUCAGAAAAUGCAUAUUCGGCUGGCCUGGUUGCUCGCCCCCGCGCCACUGCUGCUAGCCUUGCUACUAGCCUUACUGCUAGUGGACAGCGUGCAUGCUACAACAACAGCCUUUCGCGCGGCAAACCUCGACGAGUUACAGGCAGUCUCCAGCCAAAUAUCAUCGUGGCGCGCCUUCGCAUGUAUGGUUCCCUUCACAGCCUCAGACAAAACCCCACUACUGAUGCUCUACGGCGGAACCAGCGACCCCGGCAUAACCGACCCGCUCUCCGCGGCAUCAUCCGGGCUAAACAAACUGCAAGUGUUCGACACAACGACCAGCAAAUGGUACGCGCCAAACACAGCCAACACGCCCACAACCGGUCCUGUUUUGCCCGGCUGCGGCGCCGGGUCAGGCAGUAUCUGGGUGUAUGACACCCAGUAUGGCGUGCCUAAUCGGGCGGCCACAGCGGUUAGUCUUCUGGAUAUCGUGCAUUGGAGUUGGAGCGCGCCGACGGAAAAGGGCCAGCUUCCCGUCACGCGCUUCGGAGCUGCAUUCGCAAAUGUGCCUGAUACAAAUCAAUUUUACAUGCAUGGCGGGAUCCCCCUGAGCGUCGACAAGAAUCUCGCUGCUGAUCCGCCGGCCAUCACGAAUAACAUGGACAUACUAUCGCCGUCGACCAUAUCAUGGAACUAUGCGAGUAAUGGGCCGGCACGCAAAUACCAUACCAUGUGCUAUAUGAGCUCCAUCAAGUCUCUUGUUAUGUUUGGGGGCUCUGAUAUGGAUAUUUCUAGCUACAAUGAUGUCAAAUUGCUCUCUACGACAAACAACAUCUGGCAGUACGCCGUUGAUAUCGAGGGCAAGCCUCCCUCCGAACGCAUUCUGCACUCCGCAGUGUGCACCAAGGAUACCAUGUAUGUGUUCGGCGGUAUGAGCGGCAUCGGUGCUGUGCCCUCGGAUAGUGCAGUGUGGAUGCUCAAGGCGACUGGAAAUACCAGUUUCAAGUGGUAUACAGCGCCAAUUAAUAUUGGGGCGGGGCUGAAUCCGGGGCCGACCGCACGCGCCGGCCAUUCCGUGGCACUGCAUAAGAACAACAUGUACAUUUACGGCGGAGUUGGGCCGAGCGGCCAGGACGACACCAUGUAUAAGCUGGAUCUCGAACAAAUGACGUGGUCGCAAACGAGUGUCACUGGGUUGGGCGUUGAAGUACAACAAACGAAGAGCAAGGUCAGAACUGCUGUAAUCAUUGCCGCCAUAGUGUCGUCCGUCUUGGGUACUGUAACCAUUGGAAUAGCAAUUGCUGUGCUGUACCGUAUAAUCAGACGCCACCACCGGAAUGCAUUUGGUGGAAUUGGCGUUGGCAGUUCCGCGCGCAGGCAUGACCAGGCCAACGGUUGCGUGAGCAGUGAUGAUGGCGAGGAUGACGGUGCGGUCAACAUGACCAUGAGCGAGUACAAGGGCGAAAGCCGCCGCGGCACAGGGAACUCUCACUACCCCAAAAACGAGGGCAUCCGCGGUGGCCGUGCAUAUAGUGAUAUUGGCGGUGGGGCCGCAUACAAGUACCCGUCGCCAGAUAAUAUCACUCCGGUUUCGCCCAGCAGUAUGGUAACCUUUGGGUUUCCGCCCGUAAUGCCCGUCAGUCACCAGGCCGAGUCCCCGGGGGGAUCCGCUAACAACAGCAGCAAUAUUCGCACACCGACGGAACAAAACCUAGUAAACGGUUCAAAUUUUGAUUCCGCCACAACCAUACCCGCCAGCAUCGCCACCGAGAUCAACCUACUCUCUGCCAAGGAAAAAAUUGCCAACACCGGUAGGCCGAGCACCAGUGGAAACCGUAUGAUGAGAUCAAUGCGCGCACACGCGCAGUCUCUUAGCAGCAGGUUUGGCCCAUCGCGGCUCUCGCAAGCAUUUGGUGACAACACCAACUCAGUUCCACAUUCGCCAUCAGCUCUGCCGCAGCAGCAGGCAAAUGGUAUUAGUAUUGCCAAUCGCAAUCGCAACCGUAGCCGUCGCGCGGCCACUGCAGGUGCCCUGUCCACUGGCGUCUACCGCCAGCCAGCAAUCAUCGACCAGAAUACAGCUAACAAUAUGUAUGGUAGCGAAUACUCGCGUCGGGAGAACGAGUAUCGUCAGGCAGAGGCUAUCAACCAGAUUCUGCUUUCCGGGCAGCCGAUUCCUGUGUGGUUGCGUGAUGCUGUGAAUCAGGCUCAGGGUAAUGACCCGGACCUAGAACACCCACAGCAGCAGCAACAACAAUAUGGUCAGAGCCAGUCUGAUCACGAUAUGGAUGUUGCCAGCGGUUCUGAGACAGCAGGUCUGGAGAGAUCCGUGCGCAAGCUAGGAAUUGUCAAUAAACCGAAGCCCAGGAGAAAAGCAACGGGCAACAAGGCGGUCACUUGAAAAUUGUCCAAUAAUAAUUAAAUUAAUAAAUUUUGUUUGUUUGCUUGCUUGUAUUUU